AUGUCUACCUGGUCCUCUCCAGCCUUCACCAACAACCUAGCCAAAGCCUACGCCGCUCACCGCCCGAUCUACACCAAAGCCCUCUACCGCACCAUCCUGGACUACUACUCACAAUUCCCAACGCCCGAUCGUAAGAGCAGGGUUUACGAUGUCGGGUGCGGGACUGGACAGGUUGCGAGGGGAUUAUCGAGGUCAUUUGGGAGUAUUGUAGGUAUGGAUCCGAGUCCGAAGAUGGUCGAGGAGGCACGUAACCUGCAGCUGACCGGUGGAUAUGGCGGCAAUGUAACUUACGCUCGGGCUUCGGCGGAGGAGAUUGAAAAAGUCGUGGUGCCGGCUGGGAGCGCAGAUCUUAUUACCGCCGCUCAAUCCGCACACUGGUUCGAUCAUGCGACUUUUUUCGCGCAAGCACGGGGUGCGUUGAGGGUUGGUGGGACGCUCGCCAUUUGGGGGUAUGGAGAUGUGGUCUUUCCGGGGUAUGUGAGCGCGACGCGGGUGUUAAGAGGGUAUGCGUACGGAGAGGAGUGGUUAGGUCCCUGUUGGGAACAACCCGGGCGUAAGAUUUUGACGGAGUUGUAUCGGAGCGUAAAUAUUCCAGAUGGGUGGGAGGAUGUUCGGAGACUUUACGGUCGUGCGGGUGGUGGAGCGAGGGCGGGGGAGAAGGUUGUUGAGGAGCCGCUUGUGGAGCCUGUGAAGUUCGGAAUGGAGGAUUUGAGGAACUACCUGAAUACGUGGUCCUCGAUCCAAACAUGGCGAUCGAACCAAGAGGAGAUAUUACACCAAGGGGGUGUAGAUGUGGUCGAUACGAUUUUGCAGGGUGUUGGAGAGGAGAUGCGGAGGGACGGGUGGGAUGGAGAGGAGAAGUUUGAGGUGGAGUGGCCUACGGUGUUGAUUUUGGCGAGGAAAGCAGAGGGGAAUCUAGGAGCUGGCAGUGACGGUGAAACGUGA
Molecule: messenger RNA, 945 nt
Organism: Saitoella complicata NRRL Y-17804
Lineage: Eukaryota; Fungi; Ascomycota; Saitoellomycetes; Saitoellales; Saitoellaceae
Product: S-adenosyl-L-methionine-dependent methyltransferase
Exons: 1
Coding region: 1-945 (314 amino acids)
Molecular function (GO): S-adenosylmethionine-dependent methyltransferase activity
Source: RefSeq, a predicted model, not a curated record